GGCACCGGGUCACCAGGCAUUGGAUCGUCUGGCUCGACAGUGGGCAUCGGGUCACCAGAUAUGACAGCGGGCACUGGGUCACCAGGCAUCAGGUCAUUUGGCUUGCCAGCGGGCACCGCGUCAUCUGGCAAGGCAGUGGGCACCGGGUCACCAGGCAUUGGAUCGUCUGGCUCGACAGCGGGCAUCGGGUCACCAGGUAUGACAGCGGGCACUGGGUCACCAGGCAUCAGGUCAUUUGGCUCGCCAGCGGGCACCGCGUCAUCUGGCAAGGCAGUGGGCACCGAGUCACCAGGUACGACAGCGGGCUCUGUGUCAAUUGGCACGACAGCGGGCACCGGAUCAGGUACCGGAUCAUCUGGAUCAACAGCGGGCAUCGAGUCAACUGGCCUAAUAGGAUCGUCAGGCUGGAUCAGUUCAUCAUGCUGGGUAGAGGCAUCAGGCUGAAUGCAGGCGUCCGGCUGAGUAGAGGCUUCAGGCUGAAUACAGGCUUCAGGCCGAGUAGAGGCUUCAGGCCGAGUAGAGGCUUCAGGCUGCGUACAGGCAUCAGGCUGAGUACAGGCAUCAGGCUGAGUAGAGGAUUCAGGCUGAGUAGAGGCUUCCGGCUGAACCACGGAAGGCUGGUUCACCGGUUUGGAUACUGGCAGGAUGGGUUAAAGGCAGGAUAGGUGCAGCGAGUGGGAACAGGGUACUGACAUGCUCCGAUAGAUAGCAGGGCAGGAGGAGCUGUUGGGAAUGCAGGAAUAGAGCUUUGAGGAAAUAGAUUAGAAGCAGGACUGGGUCUUUGUAAGCUGACUGAGGCUGGGUGCAACA
This is a messenger RNA of Staurois parvus, 810 nucleotides long. NCBI's taxonomy places the organism in Eukaryota, Metazoa, Chordata, Amphibia, Anura, Ranidae. The record is from the annotation of a GenBank genome assembly.